Pollicipes pollicipes is the source of this 3746-nucleotide messenger RNA. RefSeq names its product dystrophin-like. Gene Ontology annotation, molecular function: zinc ion binding; protein binding. Gene Ontology annotation, biological process: synaptic signaling. Lineage: Eukaryota; Metazoa; Arthropoda; Thecostraca; Pollicipedomorpha; Pollicipedidae. The record is from RefSeq and is a predicted model, not a curated record. Gene Ontology annotation, cellular component: plasma membrane.
AUGAGUGGAGAGUGGAGAUCGCAGGAGCUGCUGGAGUGGGUCAUCAGGAAGGAGACGGAGCUCAAUCAGCUGGAGCCGCUCCGCGCGGACGCAGCGGCGCUCCAGCAGCAGCAGGAGGAUGCCCGCUCUCUGCUGAGCCAGCUGUCGGACCGCCAGGCGCUCAUCAGUAGCAAGCUGAGCGCCGCCAGAGCGGUCAGCUCCGAGCCUGCCUUACACUGCGAGGCCAGCGAUACUGAAGGUCGAGGCGAGCGCGAUGGCUACGGCCGGGAGCGUCGCUCCGAGCUGGACCAGAGUCUGGAGCAGGCGAGGGCUAUCGGUCGGGAGGCGGCCAAGCUACAGGACAAGUGGCGAGAGCUCGGCCGACGCGCCGAACUCUUCCGACGACGCGCUGACUCGGCCCUGGCGAAGAGGCACGUGCUGGAGCGGUGCAUGAACGAGGUCGAGCAGCGGCUGAACGACAUCGAACAGACCCAGCCUGACGUGGUCACCAACGGUGACGUCGCAGAGGACCGCCUGCUGGAGGUGCAACGAAGCCUGGAUGACGUCAUGCCCAGGCCAGCCGGCUGGCAGAGAACAAUGUGCUGCUUUCCCCCGGAGCACGCCGCUCGGCUGGCUACCCUCAACGGCCGCGUGCCGCUCUCCCCGGAGCACGCCGCUCGGCUGGCCGCCCUCAACGGCCGGCUGCACUCGGUGGCGUCGACCGUCUCGGCGGCCUACGGCGGGCCGCCGGCGCCGCCCGACCUGGGCCGCUCGGUGGAGCCGCCCUGGGAGCGUUCCCAGACCGAGCACGGCGUGCCGUACUACCUGCACCACGGCGAGCGACGCACCCAGUGGGACCACCCGCGGCUCGACCAGCUCAUGCGCGGCCUGCCGCAGCUCGACGCCGUCCGGUUCUCGGCGUACAGGACCGCGCUGAAGCUGCGGCGCCUGCAACGCGCCCUGCUGCUGCACCGGCUGCCGCUGGCCGAGGCUGCGCAGGCGUUCGAGGCGCAGGCGUGGCGCCUUCCAGCGACCGGUCUCGUGGCCGUGCCCGACGUGGUGGCCGUGCUGGUGGCGCUGUACGGGGGUAUGGACCCUCCGGUGACGACGGACCUGGCGCUGAGGAUGGACCUCUGUCUCAACUGGCUGCUCAGCGUUUACGACAACCGUCGGACUGGUCGCAUUCCUGUCAGCUCCUUUAAACUGGCCAUCAUCACUCUCUGCAAGGCACAUCUGGAGGAGAAAUACCGCUACAUGUUCCAGUUGGGCGCCGACAACCGACAGCGGCUGAACGAGAAGCAGCUGGGUCGGCUACUGAGCCAACUGCUACAGCUACCUGGUCAGAUGGGCGAGGAGGUCGCCUUCGGCCCCGCGGCCGUGCAACCGUCUGUCACCAGCUGCUUUCCGCAGGACGAAAAGGAGGGGGAGCAGGAGACGACCUUGUGCGAAGCUGAGGUCCUGGACUGGCUGCGCGCCGAGCCGCAGAGCCUGGUGUGGCUGCCGGUGCUGCACCGGGUGGCGGGCGCCGAGAAGUCCCGACAUCAUGCCCGCUGCAAUGGCUGCAAGGAGUACCCCAUCGUCGGUUUCAGAUACCGGUGUCUGAAAUGUUUCAACUUCGAUAUGUGUCAGCAAUGCUUCUUCACCGGACGUGUCGCCAAAAGUCACAAACUCAGUCAUCCCAUGCACGAAUAUUGCACAGAGAGUUCGUCAAGCGAUGACAUCAAGGACUUCACCAGGUCGAUACGAAACCGGUUCAAGUCGAAGCACUACUUCCGCAAGCAUGCCAAGCUGGGCUACCUCCCUGUCCAGCCCAUGGCUGAGGGCGUCACUUCGGCCGCCUCCGCCGAUCAUCUGCGCACCUGCUCACUGGACCAGGGCGCGCGCACGAACGGACACGCAACCUCCGAAGUGGACGCUCACAGCUUCUCCAGUCCGGAGAGUGAGGACGAGCUGCAGCUGAUCACGCAGUACUGCAUGAGCCUCUCGUCCGAGGGCGUGUCGGACGAGACGCGCGACGAGCAGCUGCGCGCCGUCAUCCGCCAGCUGGAGCAGGAGAACCGCGCCCUCCAGGCCGAGUACCAGCGGCUGGCACGCGCCGGCCCCGCCGCCCCGGCCGGCCUGCCGGCAGCCGCCGCCGGUCCGCCUACCAACGCCGAGCCGGAGGCGCCGCGCGCCGGCGACGACGCCGACCCGCCCCCGGCUCUGCCCGCCUCACCCCCGCCGGAGCUGGGUCGAGAGUCGUCGAAGGAGGAGGAAGAGGAGGAGGCCCCGCCUCCGGUGGCCUCCUCCGGGGAGAACGCACCUCCUCCGGCGGCGGAGGAGCCCGACGGCGGCCGACCCGAGGGCGAGGCCCCCCUGCAGACCAGGAUGCAGGAGCUGGACGAGCACAACCGGCAGCUGGGGCAACGGCUGAGCAAGCUACGGCGCCUGCUGAACGGGGGCACCAACCUGGCCCGAAGCAGCACGCUGCAGACGCGCUCGGUGACGGCCUCUCAGCUCGCCAGCGACUCCCCAGCGCCCGAAGGUGGCUGUGGGCGUCCGAUUCCGCUGGCUUUUUCGCUGCCCAGCAGAGAACAGUUCAACGCAGAGCUGCUGAGUGCGUAGCUGCGUAGCUGCGUAGAUUGCCCCCUCCCCCACCGUUGGUGGAAGUUAUGACCCAGACAUUGCUGUCGGGUGCAUGCUACAUCCGAGGUCCGUGGCUACCGCUGGGUGUAGGUGUGAUUUCACGAGUGGGCGAUUCAUUACAACAAGCUACUUAUCUUCCGAAUGCAUAUCCUGACCGCAUGGCUGACUGUCAUGCGAUAGAGCUUUGAGGCAGAGUGGUGAGUUGAGAGAUGAGGGUCGCCGCCGCCACGGGUGCAUGGUUCGCCCUGUUACUAGGAGAGUGAGGUGUCGGGCACAUCGCUGCACCGGGCUGUCCACUGCUGGCUGGGUAUUUGAAUAUUAUCCUGUUGAAUGCAGCCAUUAUGUGUGCUUUGUGUAAUUGCCGUGAACAAUGUGAUAUUUACUGGUCUUUACACGUUAGCAAGCGCUUCCGGAGCGGCGGCAGUGAAUGUUGGAGCGCAGGUGGGAGCGGACGCACCCUGUUUCGUAUCUUUUUGCGGCUAACGCGUCAACAGUGUGUCGUGUAAAUAAACAAGAGAGCCAACCCAGCGUUCACAUGGCCCGGUUUUGGUUGCAAGUACUGUGACGUUUAGAUAGCACCAUAUCAACAUGAUAUCAACCAAAUGUCUUUAACUCAAGAGGUGAGAUGAAUGGAACUGAGCACUGACGUCCUAGAUCCCCCGUUUAUUCGAAAUAAACAACGCUUCUAACCGCUGCAUGAACUGCCCGCGAGCACAGAGCAGGGGGAUGUAUUUGAAUGAAUAUAACAUUGCCAAACUUUCGGCAUGUCAAUUAUGCGCGUCUACAUGGUUACUCUCUUGAAAACUGUAUGCUACUGUUCGAGAGGAAGUCCCCAUAAAUAUAUUCCCCACCAUAACCAAAGGGUGAAAUGGAGCGUAUGUACCUGCUUGUGUGUAAUCACGAUCCAGCGGUAGCUUUAAGAUGCUUGAUUUCGUGUUCGUACUUUGCCGAUUCGGACAACGUUAUGCUGGAACAAAAAAUGUGCACUGGAGCGAAAUUGUAGUGUUUUUCCUCUUAAAGGCCGUGCUUUUAACGUGUGUGCGCGGAUGUACAAAUGGUGGGCGGUUGGAUGCUUCACAGAGAAACGGCAGAGUGAAACAAGUGACAUUAGCUCCGACGUAUGCCGUGUUUUCUCCUGAAAU